AUUGUAACCGCACAAUGAAAAGAAAAAUAAACAAACUUGUCUGGAAUUUUUGGCGGCUUUCGAUUCGAACACAUUUUGAUUCUUACUCGUUAAUGAGAAGAUUUAAAAUGACUCUACAUAUAGUUGCUGCUGCAUGCGAAAAUAACGGCAUUGGAAGCAAUGGACAAUUACCUUGGCGUUUGAAGAAAGAAAUGGCUUUCUUCAAAGAAUUGACCUCUUCAGUCCUAACUCCAGAGAAGAAAAAUGCUGUUAUAAUGGGCCGCAAGACAUGGUUUUCAAUUCCUGAGAAAAUGAGGCCUUUAGCUAACAGGAUUAAUAUUGUCCUUACAACAACUCAGUUAGAUCUGAAAGGACCUGAUUAUGUGACAGAUUCUUUUGAUAAAGCAAUGGAUUGGUUGAACACUUCAGCGGUAAAAGAAAAACUUGAGAAAGUAUUUGUGAUUGGCGGAGAAGCUGUGUAUAAGGUUGCCAUGGAUUCUGAUCACCAUCAAAUCAUAUACCUCACAAGAAUUCAUGAAAAGUUUCAUUGUGAUACCUACUUCCCAAAAAUGGAUGACAGUUUUCAAUUGACUGAGGAAUUUGAACCAGAUUUUUUUUCAAAUCAUGAUCACCUCAAUUAUUUUAAAAAUGUACAAGAAGAAAAUGGCAUCAAAUACAAGCAUGAAGUUUACAUAAAAAAGGACAAAAAAUAAAGUGAAUACUCGAACUGUUAUAAUUAAGAAAUUAUCUCUUUACAUGAAACAAAUUUUAUGUUAUUACUGACAUUAUGCCACCAAUAUCAUGCUAGUAAUUGACAUUAGCUGUCUUAUUUUUUUAGAAAUGGUAAAUAUGUAUGUAUGAGCAUUGAUAUACGAUUUGUAUUGAUUUAUGCUUCCAAAAAUUAAUCAUUUAUUUAUUUCCUAAAUAUAUAUCACUGAAGCACACAUUUUUAUAUUUUUUUAUAAAAUGGAAAGAGGGGAAGUUUAUUUUAGAAUUUGUUGUCUGUUUGAAAUUACAAGUAAAUUAUGCCUUCAUGUAAGUUUUUUUAUACCUGCUAUAUUUGCUUGUCUGAUUAAAUUAGGCAUAAUAAAUCUGUAUGUACGUUAAUGUGGCAAUUUUUCAACCUAAGAAUUAGGCAUGUUUUUUUUUAAUUGUUAUUAGUCAAAAGUUGAAGUCUGCUUAUUUUUAUGUGUAACGAAGUGAUGUUGCAUUUAUUGAAUUUUUCCUAUGAGAAAUAAAUAAGGCUGUUUUUUGAGAGCUCUAAUUUUUUAUUGUUCAAAAACUCACUCCACUGCUGCAAUAUCUGGCCUCAUAAAAACUUGCAAAAAAUUUGAAUAAGGCAUUAAUUUUAAUCUAGAUAGAAAAAUUUUGUUAAAUUGGCAAUUUUUGAAUAAGUUUAGCUUUUAAAAUGUUUAAGUUAUUUUUCUGUUCUAAGUCCCUGAUAAUUCUUUGCGAGAAGAUGGUAUAGUUUUAAAUUAUUGCUUUCCUCAAUUUUUCUAUGCGAAAGAGCUUCAAAAAUCUAUGUUAACUCAGUACUUUUCAGUUAGCCAGGCGCAAGGAAAUUCAAUUAUUUAUUUAUUUUAAUUUUAUUUUGUGUUUAAAAAAUAAAUUAAACUAUUUUAAGAAAAGUUGGCAGAGAUCCACAUUUUUUGGCAACAUUUCGCUUGCUUACAGCUAACUAAAAAGGGUCCUCUUUUCUUUGUGCUGCCGCACUUGAAUAAUUGAACUUGACUGUUUUAUUUUCUGGAGAAAAAAAAAUCAAUGCUGAUUUGUUUAGGUUGUUACCGUCUUUUAUCUUGAAGGAAAAAUUCAUUCAUUCAAAAUUAUAUUCAGAACUGAUAUUAUAUUAAAAUUCUAAAUACUUGUUGCUUUACUGUGUUUAUAUUGUGUAUUGACAUUAAUGUUAAAAGUUUUUCACUUAAAGUUUAACCAUAUUUGAGUUUAAUUAUUUUAUAAUCUAAAAUAAUGUAAUUUAAAAGUAAAUUUUAUAUGUUUUAUUCGCUUAAAAUUGAAUUAUGCAUGUUGUCGAAAUCAUAUGUGUGCUUUUAUCUGGAAAUAAAAAUAAUAAUGUAUAUAUGUAUUUACAAGCUGAUUCAAUUAGUGAUAUUUUAACUGUUAAGAUUAUUCAAUAUAUUACAUCACACGAAUCAAAAUACAACUGUGUCAUUUGAACAUUAAAAAAAAUGUUUGUAAGUAAGUUUGAUAAAAUAAAAUUUUUCCAUUUUUU
Messenger RNA from Parasteatoda tepidariorum (common house spider), 2206 nucleotides. RefSeq names its product dihydrofolate reductase (gene Dhfr). NCBI's taxonomy places the organism in Eukaryota, Metazoa, Arthropoda, Arachnida, Araneae, Theridiidae. Gene Ontology annotation, molecular function: NADP binding; dihydrofolate reductase activity. The record is from RefSeq and is a predicted model, not a curated record. Gene Ontology annotation, cellular component: mitochondrion. Gene Ontology annotation, biological process: dihydrofolate metabolic process; tetrahydrofolate biosynthetic process; folic acid metabolic process.